CCCGGCCUUUACUUUCCUCCCUCUUUCUUCUUCCUAUUCCUCUUCUAUCAUUGUUAAUCUUUUGAAAGAAAGUUCUCAAAUCCAAAAUGAAACCACCAUUCAUUGCCAAUUUAAACAGUUGAAAAGAUCUUUUAAAGCUUUGUUAAUGGCUACAUCUCAGUUGACUUACCAUGUGUUCUUGAGUAGAGGUGAUGACACUCGUUGGACCUUCUCCGAUCACCUCUAUACAGCUUUGUUUGGUUCAGGUUUUCGCACUUUCGUAGAAGACGAUGAUGAUGAACUAAUACAGAGAGGUGUCAAUACUAGUAAGUUAGAGUUGAAGAGAGCAUUAAUCAAACAAUCAAGGAGUUCGAUAAUUGUGUUCUCCAAAGACUACGUUUAUUCAGAUUCGUGUCUUGACGAGCUUGUAAUGAUCCUCGAGCACAAGAGGGAAUCUAAACAUGUAGUUUUACCAGUCUUUUAUGAUUUGGAUCCGUCCCAUGUGAGGAAGCAAAUGGGGAUUGUUGAAGAAGCAUUUUCCAUGCAUGAAGCUCGAGUUGAUGCGGGAAGCGAUGAGAGAAAAAAUAAAUAUGAAUCGGAUAAGGUAGAAGGGUGGAGGGCAGCACUCAGAGAAGUUGCAGAUCUAGGAGGUUUGGUCCUACAAAAUCAAGCUGAUGGGUACGAGUCAAAGUUUAUCAAGAUAAUUGUUCAAGAGAUUGCAAACAAAUUGGAUCGAACAGUAUUGAGCAUCACCCCCUACCCAACUGGAAUAGAUUCUCGUGUGAAUGACAUUAAUUUGUGGCUUCAAGAUGGCUCAAACAAUAUUGGCAUAAUGGUUAUUUAUGGAAUGGGUGGAAUAGGGAAGACAACCCUUGCCAAAAUUGCUUAUAACCAAAACUUUGACAGAUUUGAAAGUAGCAGUUUUCUUGCAGAUAUUAGAGAAUCUUCAACACAACCCAAUGGUUUGCUUCGUCUACAAAAACAACUUCUUUCAAACAUUCUCAAGCGGAAAAAGGAAAGGAUACACAAUGUUGAUGAGGGAAUCAUUAAGAUUAAAGAUGCAAUGUGCUGUAAAAGAGUUCUUGUUGUUCUUGACGAUGUUGAUGAACUGGACCAAUUAAAUGCAAUACUUGGGAUGCGAGAUUGGCUUCUUCCAGGAAGUAAAAUUAUCAUAACAACCAGACGGGAGCGAAUCUUAAAGGCUCAUGAACGGUGUGAGAUGUACAAAGUUAAGGAAUUGAGUGACGUUGAAGCACUUUGUCUCUUCUGUCGGCAUGCUUUUGGACAAGACCAUCCUGUUGAACCUUACGUCGAGCAGUCCAAAAAGGCAACAUACUACUGCAAUGGUCUUCCAUUAGCUCUGGAAGUCUUGGGUUGUUCUCUCUCUGGUGAAAAUGUUGAUGUAUGGGAAAGUGCAUUGACAAAGUUGGGAAGAUUUUCAAAUGUCAAAUUACACAAUGUACUUCAAAUAAGCUAUGAUUGUUUGGAUGAUCAUGACAAAGAUUUAUUCCUUGAUAUUGUUUGUUUCUUUGCAUGGAAAGGCAAAGAUCACAUGGUUAAAAUACUAGAUGGAUGUGACUUCCACACAACAGUUGGAGUACAAAAUCUCAUUCGUAGAUGUCUUGUAGGGAUUAAUGAGGUUGACAACAAUACUCUCAUAAUGCAUCAAUUGCUAAGAGACAUGGGUAGGGAAAUUAUUCGCCAAGAAUCACCAAAGGAACCUGGAAGGCGUAGUAGAGUAUGGCAUCACAAGGAUGCUUUCAACGUAUUGAACGAAAAUACUGGAACAGAAGCAAUUGAAGGCCUUAUCCUGGACUUGCAAGAACAGAAGGAAGAAAUGAGAGUCAAGAAAAUAACUAAUCCAAAACUUCGCCAUAUAGCACAUCUACUUUGUGAACGUAGAUCAUCAAAGCGUCGCCGUCUUGGUUGGCUUCCUAUAAAUUAUGCCUCAACAGGACAACCUUCAGAAUUAGGUGAAUUGGAUUUAAACACUGAUGCAUUUUCACAAAUGCACAAGCUACGGAUACUCCAACUCUAUGAUGUACAUCUUAGUGGAGGCUAUGAUGAAUUUCCUAAGAAAUUAAGAUGGUUGUGUUGGCAUGGAUUCCCUUUAACAGUUAUACCUGAUGAUUUUCCUCUAGAGAACAUGGUUGUUCUUGAAUUUUCCAAUAGCAGCUUGAAACAAUUUUGGAAGGGAAGCAAGUUGCUCGAACAAUUGAAAAUCCUCAAUCUCACUCGUUCCUACGACCUUACUAGUUCCCCUGAUUUCUCAAAGCUUCCUAAUCUUGAGAGGUUGAUUCUUAAAGAUUGUAUCAAGUUGGUUGAGGUUCAUGAGUCCAUUGUGGAGCUAGGGAGACUAGUUUUGUUGAAUCUAAAAGGCUGCAAAAAUCUUAAGAAGCUCCCAAGGAAAAUUUCUCAGCUUAAUACCCUUGAAAAACUUAAUAUUUCGGGUUGUUCAAAGCUUGAUGAGUUGCCUACAGAUUUGGGCGAGAUGAAUUCUUUGAGAGAGUUUCAAGCCGAUGGAGUAAACAUGUUGUCCACAACCACGGAAGAGGUUAAGUCAUGGCAAGCAGUUGUCAAGUCUUGGGUGUCAAAACCAAGUAAAAGACCUGUAUUUUCAUUGGCUUCUUUACCAAAAUUUGUAGUAUAUUUAAGCCUUGAAGAUUGCAAUCUAACCGACAAUACAUUUCCUAAGGAUCUUAGUAGCAUGCCUUUGUUGCAAGGAUUGAGACUCAGCAGAAAUCCAAUCUGUAACUUACCAGAAUGCAUAAAAAAUCUUAGUGCGCUCAUGGAACUUGAUUUACAGCGCUGCACGAAGCUCCAAGCACUUCCAGAGCUCCCAAUGAGUUUAUUGGGAAUGACAAUAUAUGGAUGCAAGUCACUGGAAAGGGUAACAAAUCUACCAAACCUGUUGAAUUCACUGAUGCUGAGCACAUAUGGUUGUGUAAAACUAGUUGAGGUUGAGGGAAUGUUCAAGUUGGAAUCCAUUGAUAAAAUUGAUUCAGAAAUUAUGGACAACUUGGGCUUGUCUCAGUUGGAAUCCAUGGACUGCCUUGACAUGAAAUUGCUCAGUAAUCUUACAUUCACAAAAAGGAAAGUUCAAGAACUCCAGGUACUAUAUGAAUGCGGUAUAUACAGCAUAUUCCUUCCAGGGAAUGCGGUCCCAAGCUGGUUCAACAAUAAGAGUACGGGUCCGCGAUAUCUUUUCAUGUGCCUUGGCUUCCCAAUCUCAAGACUUGGGGCUUGAAAAUAUGCAUUUGCUAUGCAGUUGCUUUGGAUUUCAAGAAGGCAACAUGGAUGAAUGGAUGUAUUAUAGUCAGCAAUAAGACCAAGGGUAAAAAAUGGACCUAUAGGCCAGCAUUCAUAGGCAUUGCAGAAGAAGGCAAAGAUAUUCUAUGGUUGAGUGAUUGGAAGAGUGGGAAUCAGCUAAUGGAACGUGGCGAUGAGGUGACUGUGUCGGUGAACAUGGAAGAAUAUUAUCAAGUGAAGGAAUUUGGAAUUCGAAUUGGGUGCAAUGAGCAAGAAAAUGAGCGAGAGGAUGGUACCCAACACGGGAAUGGCAUUGAUUUGUCAGUGUAUCGAAUGAGAGAAGGCCAAUAUUUUCUUUGCAAUCAUGAAGACUUUGUUAGGUCCAGUUGCUACUCGAGGAUAGCUGCAGGGUCGCGGUUGGACUUAGUUGAAACAUGUUUGUGUGGAUUCCAGUGUGAGAAACAUGCAAAGCAGUAGUACUGACAAAAUAAAAAUAAAGGUUAUUCUUGAUUUUUGAGGGUUACUAUAAGUUGUAUUAUUUUUACAUCAGAAUGUUUCAUUUGGAGGUUUUGCACUAAAGAUAUUAGUACUACACAAAAAUAGCUAUUUGGUCCCUCUAGUUGGAGGUUGAUGUUGCUUCUCCA
Camellia sinensis is the source of this 3872-nucleotide messenger RNA. Its product is annotated as disease resistance protein RPV1. Gene Ontology annotation, molecular function: ADP binding. The record is from RefSeq and is a predicted model, not a curated record. Gene Ontology annotation, biological process: signal transduction; defense response. Lineage: Eukaryota; Viridiplantae; Streptophyta; Magnoliopsida; Ericales; Theaceae.